This is a messenger RNA of Juglans microcarpa x Juglans regia, 2894 nucleotides long. RefSeq lists its product as uncharacterized. The record is from RefSeq and is a predicted model, not a curated record. Lineage: Eukaryota; Viridiplantae; Streptophyta; Magnoliopsida; Fagales; Juglandaceae.
AGCGAAGUCUCUCCUCUAGGCCCAUCUGUUAAAUAUGGGUGACAAGGGAGACGCAGCCAAGAAGCAACCCCAACCUCCAGUACCACCACAGCAAAAGCAACAGCCAGUUUCGUCUUCUCCCAAAGACCCAGUACUCGAGGAAGCAACAGAAACAAUAUCACACCAUCACCAACCUUCACCGCCGGUCCUCCCCACCGGUGGAGUUUCUCCAUUUAUCUCUGCCGCCCCUGAUCUUUAUGCUCCAAGUGGUGCAGUUUCAUCAUCGUUUGAACAACAAUUUGAGGUUGUGAAUCCAAAGAGAACUCGAUGUACUGGCCGAUGGAAGCAGCUUCUACCAUCCCCAAACUCACAUCAUCAAAAGCAGACGCAGUUGGCAAUACAAAGCACGGAAUCUAGCCCGUCACCAACGAAACUUGCAACCAACCCACGAAGCCGAGAACCAGAUAUCACGGCUGCUUCCUCCUCAGAUACGGCGUCAUCUCCUUCGCGCUCUCCUUUGCGUUCUUUGUCUGCUGCUUCUGGCCAGGACACGAACAAGUCAGAGGGAGAGCAAGUCCACCAUCAAACCAGGAAAGGGAAAUAUGUAAGCCCAGUCUGGAAACCCGAUGAGAUGCUUUGGUUGGCAAGAGCUUGGAGGAUUCAGUACCAAGGUGGGUCUGAAUCGGAUGGGUCUGGUUCAUCUUCAAGAGUGGAGUACUUAGAGAGUGGUCAGACAAGAGGUAAAACUAGAGCCGAUAAAGAUGGAGAAGUCGCUGAUUUUCUUCAAAGACGUGGGGUCAAUAGGGAUGCUAAAAUAGCUGCAACGAAGUGGGAUAAUAUGUUGGGGGAAUUCCGGAAGGUUUACGAGUGGGAGAGGGGAAGUGAGAGAGAAGUUGGAAAGAGUUACUUUAGGCUUUCUCCUUAUGAGAGGAAGCUCCAUAGAUUGCCGGCUUCGUUUGAUGAAGAAGUUUUUGACGAGCUUUUGCAGUUCAUGGGGUCUAGAACGAGAACUUCUCUAAGUAGUAGAGGAAUCAGUUCAGGAAUUGUCGGCAUGGAUGAUACUCGCAAAGCUCUUGCUGGGGCAAAAGCCCUGCCUCCACCUCCUUCAUUCAAAGAAGAUGAGCUCCCUCUCUCAGCUCAGGCAAAACAACUGGUUAUGACCGGUGGAAGUGAACGGCCUGCAUUCCAUGGUACCAGAGGUACCUUACUAGGGUUCGAGCCUUCUCUAGACAUUGUAGGCUCUUCGUCUUCAAAAGAGCUUCGUCGAAUUGGAAAGAUACGAAUGACAUGGGAAGUCAGUUUGCUUAUGGGCCGAAGAAGCACCAUGGAAACCUUCGAAGAUGGUCCUCUUAGAGGCUUCUCUGUGGAUAGAUUCGUUCCAGGAAAACAAGUCAAAGUUUUCGGCAGGAGAAAGUCUUCGUCUGCCACAGCUUCUUUUGCUUCUCCUUCAUGGGAACUUCAAGAUCCGUCGGAGUACUACUUAGGGUGCCUCCGAGUUCCGCCACCCACACUACCAAGCUUGUUUGAGUUGUCAUGGCACUUACAAGAGCCACCAGCUGAAGACUUGCGUUUUCCACUGCUAUGGGAUGUUUACCGGGACUUACCUCAAGAGAAAGAGCUUUUCUUUACAACCUCUACCGAUAUGUUAGACUGUCGAGCCAUCACCGACGAUAUUCUUGGCCCAAUUAUACGACAUAACCCUAGUAUCAGUGGUACCACUGCUACGUGUAGAGACUCUUUUAUUGGACUUUGGGAUGAUUGCAUUAACAGGAUUGUGUCUAAGUUUUGUUCUGUUGAAAUGGUUGUUAUAAGAAAACCCUCUUCAGCAUCGGAGGAAAGGUUGCAGGAUCAAUGGCCGAAUGUGACAGGUUUCGUGAGGAACUUUUGCUUAUGGAGAGGAGAGGAGGCUGAUCAAUUAAGGGAUGGAGCCUUGGUGCCCUCGUCUUCCAUAGCGGAAAAGGUUCUGUGGACCUACACGGAUAUUCCUUACAUCUUGGGCUACCAUGCUGUUGGAUAUUUGGUCACCUUUUGCGCAUUAAGCCGCGGACGUGACCGGAUUAUCCGAACGGAUUUGUGCUCCCUAGACCUAUCUUCGGUGGAGAGACUCAAAGCCCUAGUUCCAUGUUACAGAAUUGCUGGCCUAUUGCCAUUGCUUGCAGACUGGUGCUUCAGCAGCUUCAAGAACGGUGGAAAUCUUAAGCUAUUUGCUUAUAAUGAUUUUGAGAGGGUUAAUAUGGGAAAUGGAAUUGUCAUCGAAACGACACCAAACACUGUGACUCGGCUUUUCUCGAGCAAAAGAAAAUGGGCUGCAGUGAAGGAAAUCUACGAUUUUCUUGAUCACCGAAUCCCACACGUGGAAUCCAUUUUCCUAUCAUCGGAGAGAGAUCUGGCAUUGGUGUUUAAGCCAAGAGGGUGCAAAUUCAAACCUACCAAUAGUGAUCUACUUGUAGAGGCUCUCAAGUACGUGACCAAGGCUCUGGUGGCACUACAUGACCUAUCUUUCGUACACAGAGACUUGGGUUGGGACAAAGUGAUGCGACGAAACGACAGGGAAAAUGAGUGGUUCGUGUGCGGAUUAGACGAGGCAGUGGGUGCACCACAAAUAUAUCCACAUAGGAUGCCAGCAGAGGCGGCGCGUAUUCGGUACGCGCCGGAGAUGGGAAGAGGACUACAUGGGGUUAAAGUAGAUGUAUGGGGCGUGGGUUAUUUGAUAAAAACGGGUGGGUUGGCUGGGGUCCCGAAGAUGGUGAGAGAGCUUCAGAGCCGGUGCUUGGACCCGAACCAGGAACACAGGCCGACUGCAGUGGACUGUUACCACCACCUGCUUCAGCUGCAGUCAUCUCUGUCGGCGGGUGGCUACUGACAUAUAUGAUUGAUAUGGAAUUAUUAAGCUUUUUAUAUUUUUUUCUUAGCUU